This is a messenger RNA of Danio rerio (zebrafish), 1484 nucleotides long. RefSeq names its product prostaglandin I2 (prostacyclin) synthase (gene ptgis). Gene Ontology annotation, cellular component: endoplasmic reticulum membrane. NCBI's taxonomy places the organism in Eukaryota, Metazoa, Chordata, Actinopteri, Cypriniformes, Danionidae. The record is from RefSeq and is marked provisional. Gene Ontology annotation, molecular function: oxidoreductase activity, acting on paired donors, with incorporation or reduction of molecular oxygen; prostaglandin-I synthase activity; hydroperoxy icosatetraenoate dehydratase activity.
CCAGGGCAGAAGAACACAAACAUAGGCUACUUGUCAUGAUGUGGACUGCUCUUCUGCUGGUGGGACUCUCUAUUCUGGUAAUAGUACUGUACGGGAGACGAACAAGACGAAGAAAUGAACCGCCACUUGAUAAAGGAAUGAUUCCUUGGCUUGGUCACGCGCUCGAGUUUGGAAAAGAUGCUGCCAAAUUUCUGACACGGAUGAAAGAGAAGCACGGAGACAUUUUUACAGUGCGUGCAGCUGGACUAUAUAUCACCGUUCUGCUGGACUCAAACUGCUAUGAUGCCGUUCUGUCAGAUGUGGCAUCUCUUGACCAGACCAGCUAUGCUCAGGUUCUCAUGAAGAGAAUCUUCAACAUGAUUCUGCCCAGUCACAACCCUGAAUCUGAGAAGAAACGAGCAGAGAUGCAUUUUCAAGGGGCCUCUUUGACUCAACUAUCCAACUCAAUGCAGAACAACCUCCGCCUGCUUAUGACCCCUUCAGAAAUGGGUCUCAAAACAUCUGAGUGGAAAAAAGAUGGACUGUUCAAUCUUUGCUACAGCUUGCUCUUCAAGACUGGCUAUCUGACAGUGUUUGGCGCAGAGAAUAACGAUAGUGCAGCUCUAACCCAAAUUUACGAGGAGUUUCGCCGGUUCGACAAGCUUUUGCCUAAACUUGCUCGAACUACAAUCAACAAAGAGGAGAAACAAAUUGCAAGUGCAGCACGAGAAAAACUGUGGAAAUGGCUGACUCCAUCAGGUUUAGAUAGAAAGCCAAGAGAGCAGUCAUGGUUGGGAAGCUACGUAAAGCAACUUCAAGAUGAAGGCAUUGAUGCUGAGAUGCAGAGGAGAGCGAUGCUGCUGCAACUCUGGGUCACACAGGGAAACGCAGGCCCUGCUGCAUUCUGGGUAAUGGGCUACUUACUCACCCACCCUGAAGCUCUGAGGGCUGUAAGAGAGGAAAUCCAAGGUGGAAAACACCUUCGUCUGGAAGAAAGACAGAAAAACACUCCAGUCUUUGAUAGUGUUCUUUGGGAGACGCUGCGUUUAACUGCAGCUGCCCUCAUCACUAGGGAUGUGACGCAGGACAAAAAGAUUCGUUUAAGCAAUGGGCAAGAAUACCAUCUCCGACGGGGCGAUCGGCUGUGCGUUUUCCCCUUCAUCAGCCCGCAAAUGGACCCACAGAUUCACCAACAGCCAGAGAUGUUCCAGUUUGACCGCUUUCUUAAUGCAGACAGGACAGAGAAGAAGGACUUUUUUAAGAAUGGGGCAAGGGUGAAAUAUCCCUCUGUGCCCUGGGGAACCGAAGAUAACCUCUGUCCAGGACGCCAUUUUGCAGUUCAUGCAAUUAAAGAGCUUGUGUUCACCAUCCUGACUCGAUUUGAUGUUGAACUGUGUGACAAGAAUGCAACGGUGCCAUUGGUGGAUCCCAGUCGAUAUGGCUUUGGCAUUCUCCAACCAGCGGGUGAUCUAGAGAUACGCUACAGAAUAAGAUUUUGACAGCGG